Messenger RNA from Meloidogyne enterolobii, 389 nucleotides. The record is from the annotation of a GenBank genome assembly. NCBI's taxonomy places the organism in Eukaryota, Metazoa, Nematoda, Chromadorea, Rhabditida, Meloidogynidae.
AUGAAGCAAGCACAAAGAAGCCUAAAAAGAAAAAAAGAGGAGGAAGAAAAAAUAGAAAAGCAAAGGAAUGCAGAAAUUGGGGGAAAUGAUAACGAAAAUAAAAUUUUGGACCCUAAUUUAAUUGAAAAAGAAAAUAAUACAAUAUUAAUUAGUGAAUUAGCUCCAAAAAUAAAUUCUUCAAUUAUUGACAAUGAAGAAGAAAGUUUAAAAAAUGAUGGAAGAACUACUGCUGGGGUUGAAAAGGAGGAGGAAGUAAUUAACUCAAAAACGACAGGCUCACCUAAAGGAAAUAAAUAUUGGGGUACUAAAUUUUGGAAGAAUAAGUAAAAUAAAGUUAGACUCGAAAAAAAUUUAGGAAAAACGGGGAAGAAUGAGGAAGAUAAGAGUGA